AUGAAUGUCAAUGGAAGCCAGGACUACGGGUCAGACCCGACUCCACUGCCCUACAACACAAGCAUGGACUAUGAGGACUACUACCAGGAGCCCGACGCCAGUAGCAUCAUCAUCCCGUCCAUCUACGCCAUCGUCUGCUGUGUCGGGCUGACCGGCAAUGCCAUGGUCAUCUACGUCAUUCUGAAGUACGCCAAAAUGAAAACGGCCACGAACAUUUACAUCCUCAACUUGGCGAUUGCCGACGAGUUGUUCAUGCUGAGCGUUCCCUUUCUGGCCACGUCGGCCGCCGUCCGUCAUUGGCCCUUCGGGUCUCUGAUGUGUCGGUUGGUGCUCAGCGUCGACGGCAUCAACAUGUUUACGUCCAUCUUCUGCCUGACCGUGCUGAGCGUGGACCGCUACGUCGCGGUGGUCCACCCCAUCAAGGCCGCCCGCUACCGCCGGCCGACCGUCGCCAAGGUGGUCAACGUGUGUGUGUGGGGGCUGUCGCUCAUCGUCAUCCUGCCAAUCAUCGUCUUCGCCGACACGGUCCCGGCACAGGACGGCGGUGUGGAUUGUAACUUCCUGUGGCCUGAGUCGGCGUGGUCACAAGCGUUCGUGGUGUAUACCUUCCUGUUGGGGUUCCUGCUGCCGGUCGGCGCCAUCUGCUUGUGCUACUGCUUGAUGGUGGCCAGGAUGCGAGCGGUGGGGCUGAAGGCCGGCUGGCUUCAACGGCGGCGCUCGGAGAAGAAGAUCACCCGCAUGGUGCUGCUGCUGGUGGCCGUGUUCGUGCUCUGCUGGAUGCCCUUCUACAUCGUGCAGCUGGUCAGCGUUUUCCACCGGCCUCCAGACCCGAUGGUCACUCAGCUUUUCGUCAUCCUCAGCUACGUCAACAGCGGCGCCAAUCCCAUCCUGUACGGCUUCGUGUCGGACAAUUUCCGGCGUUCGUUCCAGCGCAUCGUGUGUUUCCGGUGGCUGGAGUCGGGCCUGGACGCGGAGCAGGUGGAUUACUGCGCCGUGGCUCUGAAGAGACACGGCGCGUGUAGCGCCCUGGACUUCCCCAAGGACGGUCUGGCUUCUGAUAUGGUGUUUCGCAAUGGGACGUAUACCUCCCGCACUACCACCGUGUGACCAGGACCAGGACCAGGACCCGGGUUGAGACGAGUAGCCACCACCAAUCAAGAAGGUUUCCCCCCUCUGGGUUACACCGCGGAGAUACGUCAAUGUAAUGUAUAUGUACGUGAUAUUAAAACCACUGAACAUGUUAACUCCCUAAUGUCAGGACACAGAUGGGCUUGGGGACCGAGGUAAAUACGAUUGGAACCUUGACGAGCAGAACAUUUACAGUUCACCAGCUGGAGAAGAACAUUGACAAUACAAAAGAUGUACAUGUUGUCAGGAACAACUCAUUUUCAGUUUUUGAUGUUAAGCACAAGUGAAUGUAAAAACAAAACGGGAACGCUUAGAAGCAUUUACACUCUGAUCCGUGACUUAUCGACAGCCCAUAAGAGGCGGUCAGCCAUUAACCCAUUAACUCAUUAACCCAUUAACUCAUUAACUCAUUAACCCAUUAACCCAUUAACUCAUGCACAUGUGAAAACCCUUUGUUCAUUGGUUGUAAUUGUAAUUGUUUAUUUUCAGAUACACUUCAAUAAACCAGCCACAAUAACCACAUUAUACGGUUCACA
Pseudoliparis swirei is the source of this 1664-nucleotide messenger RNA. RefSeq names its product somatostatin receptor 1b (gene sstr1b). Gene Ontology annotation, molecular function: somatostatin receptor activity; neuropeptide binding. Bases 1 to 1107 code for a protein of 368 amino acids. Gene Ontology annotation, biological process: cellular response to glucocorticoid stimulus; neuropeptide signaling pathway. NCBI's taxonomy places the organism in Eukaryota, Metazoa, Chordata, Actinopteri, Perciformes, Liparidae. Gene Ontology annotation, cellular component: membrane; neuron projection. The record is from RefSeq and is a predicted model, not a curated record. The transcript has a single exon.